This is a messenger RNA of Nymphalis io (European peacock), 1023 nucleotides long. RefSeq names its product cell surface glycoprotein 1-like. The coding region runs from base 1 to 1023 and encodes 340 amino acids. The record is from RefSeq and is a predicted model, not a curated record. The transcript has 3 exons. NCBI's taxonomy places the organism in Eukaryota, Metazoa, Arthropoda, Insecta, Lepidoptera, Nymphalidae.
AUGACAAGCAAUCACCUAGAAACAGGUUCUUCACCAACUCCCGAUGACAAGCAAUCGCCUAGUGAUCGACCAGCUUCUACAUCUGGAGAUGAUAAUUCUCCUAACCAGAAAACAGGUUCUUCACCAACUCUCGAUGACAAGCAAUCACCUAGUGUUCACCCAGCUUCUACUCCUGGAGAUGAUAAUUCUCCUAACCAGGAAACAGGUUCUUCACCAACUCCCGAUGACAAGCAAUCGCCUAGUGAUCGACCAGCUUCUACAUCUGGAGAUGAUAAUUCUCCUAACCAGCAUCCAGGUUCUUCACCAACUCCCGAUGACGAGCAAUCGCCUAGUGUUCACCCUGCUUGUAUUCCUGGAGAUGAUAAUUCUCCUAACCAGGAAACGGGUUCUUCACCAACUCCCGAUGUCGAGUCAUCGCUUAGCCAGCAUCCGGGUUCUUCACCAACUCCCGAUGACAAUCAAUCGCCUGGUGUUCACCCAGCUUCUACUCCUGGAGAUGAUAAAUCUCCUAACCAGCGAACAGGUUCUUCACCAACUCCCGAUGACAAGCAAUCGCCUGGUGAUCGACCAGCUUCUACAUCUGGGGAUGAUAGUUCUCCUAACCAGGAAAAAGGUUCUUCACCAACUCCCGAUGACAAGCAAUCGCAUAGUAAUCAACCAGCUUUUACUCCUGGUGAUGAUAAAUCUAGCAAGCAAUCCGAUGUAUCAAAUAAUACGAUUACUAAAACCUCCGAAUCGCAAAUUGCAGAGAAAACUUCGCGAAAUAUUAUAACAGACUCAAAUUCCAAAGCCGACAAUCCAAUAGGAUCGGGUCCGCAGCCUUCAGCGCCUGGCUCAGAAAAUGGCUUGUCGUCUACCAAUAGAGAUAAAAUGCGCGCACUUCAAGUGAACAUGAAUUUGAAGCUAUUGAUUCUGCCGCAAGGUCCGAGAAACAGUAAGAAUUGCUACUGCGCAUGCGAUAGUCAAGAAGCGCCAAAACUAAUUCCUCUUAAGGAAUUGCCGAAAGAAAUCAACGGCGAAUAG